UCAAAAUACUGUUUUUUGUUUCCUUUCCUUCAUCCAAUUCUUUCUCAAUGUCAUCCUCAACAAUCCUGCUUCGCGCCUCCAUUCUCCUCUUCCUCCUCCUCACACUCUUCAACUUCGCAGAGCCGCUCUCUGUUCAAGAUUCACAGAUGUCGACUAAUAUGGAAAGCUCGGCAAGUUCUCCGCCAACACUCAUAGAUUGUGGUGCGGCGUGCGGGUAUCGGUGCAGCAAGUCGAGGAGGCCGCGCUUGUGCAGAAGGGCGUGCGGGACGUGCUGUGCGCGCUGCCACUGCGUGCCGCCGGGAACUUCUGGCAACCAAGACAAGUGCCCGUGUUAUGCGGCCCGUACCACCCACCAUGGCCGGCGCAAGUGCCCUUAGCUGAUUUCUAAUGUUAUUUCGUCUGUCUGGAUAUAAUUCAUGAUGU
Phalaenopsis equestris is the source of this 423-nucleotide messenger RNA. Its product is annotated as snakin-2-like. The record is from RefSeq and is a predicted model, not a curated record. NCBI's taxonomy places the organism in Eukaryota, Viridiplantae, Streptophyta, Magnoliopsida, Asparagales, Orchidaceae. The transcript has 3 exons. Bases 48 to 377 code for a protein of 109 amino acids.